AGGAGGGAUAAGCAGCUUAAUGUGCAGGCAGCUCUAUCACUGGGUGACAGUGGGACUCCGGUGAAAGGGUGGAAAUACACAGAACUGAGGAAUAAUUGAGUUUGAGGAGGAUGGAAAAGAUCAGAUCCGUGCUGUCAAGUACACCCCAGCAGAAGGAAAAACGCGCCUUCUACAGUUCCCACCUGAGCACUGGGGGCAAAGGCAGGAACGAGGUGGAAAUGAAGCUGACUGAAGAUGAGGCUCCAGAGACUUUAAUCAUGACCGAUGAGGUGGAUCUCAUAGUUCAGAAGCCGCAGAACAAGAAGAAAGCCCUGAUGUUCCUGGUGAUAACCAUGGUUCUACUCCUGGUUAUUGCCUUUCUCCUUGGAUACAUCACUUUUCGCAACACCUGUAGAACCUGCCCAGCGGACACUGUGGAGUGCAUGGCCGUGGUCAAUGAUUUUGAUGAUAGUUGGCAGGACACAGAAGAGAUCCCACAGUCCAUUCUACACUGGACUGAUCUCAAGACCAUGUUGAACAAGUAUAUCGACAAGGCCAAGAUCAUCGAAAAUAUCAGGAUGAUAAGUGAGAGACCUCACCCAGCAGGCUCGACAGAGCUACACCAACUGAAUGAAGUCAUCCUCAACCAGUUUCACUCCUGUAGCCUCAAUCAUGUGUGGACUGACUCACACUACGUCACACUGCCCUUCCCAGACAGCUCAUCCCCCAACUAUCUCUGGCUGAUGGACCCGGAUGGAGGGAUCCAGGAGAAGUUCGGGCCGUUGGACCAGGAUGUGUUCCUCGCGUACAGUCCGACAGGGAACGUCACGGGAGGCCUUGUGUACGGCAACUAUGGACGACAGGAGGACUUCAGGAAAUUGAAUCAAUUAGGCAUCAAAGUUCAAGAUAACAUCGUUCUCAUACGGAUUGGGAAAAUAAGCUUUGCUGAGAAGGUGGCUGCUGCCCAGGAGCACGGGGCGAUUGGAGUCCUGCUCUACCCUGACCCCGCCGACAUCCCGCAGAUGCCCAGGGGCUCCGGGCCCCCUGGGACCACCGCCAUUUCCGGACACGUCCAUCUUGGCACUGGUGAUCCAUUCACUCCUGGUUUCCCUUCGUUCAACCACACACAGUUCCCUCCAGUGGAGUCAUCUGCUCUCCCUAACAUUCCAGCGCUAACCAUCAGUGCCAACAUUGCUUUCAAUCUCAUUAGUAAGAUGGAAGGACCCCUUGCCCCCCCUGCCUGGAAGGGGGGCUUCCCUUAUUUCAUCAAGUACGUGCUGGGCCCCAAGUUCUCCAAGCCUGGCGUUCAGCUGCAGAUGAAUGUCGCCAGCCGAAUGGUCUCCACCAUGAUUUAUAACAUCUUCGGAUCCAUUGAAGGCUUCCUGGAACCCGAUCGCUACAUUAUCUUGGGGGCUCAGCGAGAUGCCUGGGGUCCUGGUGCAGCAAAGUCUGGAGUGGGCACUGCCAUUCUCCUGGAGUUAGCCCACGCCUUGUCGGAAAUGGUCGUUAAUGGGUUCAGACCACGACGGAGUCUCCUGUUUGCGAGCUGGGACGCUGGCGAGUAUGGGAGUAUUGGCGCAACUGAAUGGCUGGAGGGCUAUUUGACCAUGAUGCAUCUGAAGGCAGUAGCUUACUUCAGCUUGGAUCGAGCAGUCUUGGGUGACGACACACCAGUUGCCCAGUCCAGUCCUCUGCUCCACCAGCUGAUAGAGAAAGUGAUGAAGCAGGUUGAAAGCCCAAACCAAGGUGCUCAGAACCUCUACAAACAGAUCACAGCCCGGUUUCCCAACUUCAAAGAGGAAAUUAUACAGCCCCUCACCAUGGAGAGUAGUGCCUACCCCUUCACUGCCUUCGCUGGUGUACCUGCCAUGGAGCUCAACUUCAGAGAGGCUGACCAAGUCUAUCCAUUCCUCAACACCAAGCUGGACACCUUCAACACACUGAACAGGAAGCUAAACAGCAGGCUGGGUGACUUCAGUGAGGCACUGGCACAAGUCGUUGGCCAAAUGGCGAUCAAACUUUCCCAUAACGAGCUGCUGCCCCUGAACUAUCGUUCAUACAGUGAAGUGAUUCUCAAGUAUCUUAUGCAGCUCCACACGUUAUCAGAGGAAUUGGAGAGCCGGGGACUCACCCUCCAGUGGCUGUUUUCAGCCCGUGGAGACUUUGUCCGAGCAGCACAGCGACUGACCAACCUGAUCCAGUCCUCGGACGAGAAGGACGAGCGCCUCACGCGUAUCUACAACAACAAGAUAAUGAGGGUGGAAUUCUAUUUCCUCUCCCAGUACGUGUCGGCCACCGACACGCCGUUCCGCCACAUCCUGCACGGCCGGGGAAACCACACACUGGAGGCGCUGACCCGGCACUUCCACCUGCUCCAGUCUGAGCCCAGUCGCUUCGACGAGCAGUUGUUCCGCCGGCAGCUGGCGCUCGUCACCUGGACGCUGCAGGGAGCCGCCAACGCCCUGAGCGGCGACGUCUGGAGCCUCACCAACAACAACUUCUGAAGGCCUCCUGUCACCAAGCUCCACCCCACCCACAGGGAGGGAGACAGCCGUGGCCCCCAAAACCCACCCCCCCCCCCGUCCUCCCGAAUCACCUCCCAUCCCCACCCUCCCCUUGCCCCCCCACUACAAGACCCCUCCCACAGCCCCUACAAGAUCCUCCCUCUUGCCCCUCCAGCUACAAGAUCCUACCUCUUACCCUUCCACUCCUCCCUCUUGCCCCUCCUUUUCUACAAUACCACUCCCCCAACACCCUCAUUCUUGCCUCCACAUCUCCUGCACCACCCUCAUUUUCUUGCCCCUCAUCCCCUCCCUUAACUCACCCUCCCUCUCUGCUUUCCCCCCCACAUUCCCCUCCCCCCCCCACCUCCCAAUCCCAUUUCUCUCCAGAAGUCUCCCUCACCUUUCCCAUCCGCAUUCCCCUCCCCUCCCACCAUUGUCCAUCCUCCGUCCCGUGACCCUGGGAGAACGUGGUGUGAUGGUGGUUCCAACCAGAACCACCCAUUGGGCCAACUAGGAACUCCUUCACCUGCUUCUCUUUGGGGUCUGUUCAUCUGUUCCCCCCUCCCACUUCAUACCAGGCAGCCACUGGCCAUUGCUUCAGGAAAACACACACACACCUGAAUAUUAUGCAUAUUUCCAUAUGAUGGAGAGAAAGGCCAUUCAGCCCAUUGAGUCAUGUCAGCUGACAAAGCAAUCCCAUUCCCCACUCAUUAUCUCCAUUCUUCCCACAUUCCCAUCAACUCCCUCCCAGAUUCUACCCCUCACCCACACACACUAGAGGGGCAAUUUACAGCGGCCAAUUAACUCACUGACCCUGUGUGUCAUUGGGAUGUGGGAGGAAACCGGAGCACCCGGGGGAAACCCACACGGUCACAGGGAGAACGUGCAAACUCCACACACACACACACACACACACACACACACACACACACACACACAGAGCACCAGAGGUCAGGAUCGAACCCAGGUCUCUGGAGCUGUGGGGCAGCGGCACUACCCACUGGGCCACUCAGGUGCAAUUUCUAAAAAUAAAUCUACUCAACGAUAAAAUUAAACUCCAACCCAUUUUCACUGUGGUUGGAAAAUUAAAUAAAUCUCAAAGGUACCAUUGAUUCAGGCAAAGAUGAAACAGAAGAUAUUGAUCAAAAAUAGGAUACGAGGCAAUACUAGGCAAAGCACUUGGUUAAAGUACAGGACAGGGCCAACCUCUGCUUAAUGUUCCACCAGAAAAUGGCACCAAACUCAAUGCACACACACACAGCCUCAGCCAAGCUCUCUGUCCCCACACCACUACCCAAUCCUGUCCAGUGCCCAAUUAGUUCUGCAAUUAAUGUAUUUGCUCUGAAUUCUUGUCAUCCAUCUUCACAGCACGGCUGUUGAAUGGGGGCAAAAAUAUCAAAAAACUGCAGAUGCUGGAAAUCCAAAACAUAAGCAGAAAAUCCUGGAAACACUCAGCAGGUCAGGCAGCGUCUGGAGAGGGAAGCAAGAGUUGACAUCUGAUGAAGUGUUUCCAGCACUUGAGUCUGUGGAAAAGCACUCAUUGUGGGUUCAAAUCCCACCACUGUCGGGGUGAAUCAUGAAGUUUGCAAUGGGUGUAGGUGCAAUGUGCACACUGGUUGGCUGGUUUAUGCAUAACAGUUAUCCAAUCAAACCCUUCCAUAACUUUAAAGUCCCCUAGCCAAACUCCCUCUCACUUGUCCCAGAGUCAAGACCCCCAGCAUGUCCAAUGAAUAAAUGCAAGCUUGUCAAACAGUUCCCACAAAGCACAUGGGUGACAUCAUUAAGUGACAAUGUUUGCUUUUGUAGACAUGUUCAUUGCUUUUGUCUAUACGCUGGUUGUUAGUAAUUUAUCAGGGACAGUGUUCACUAUAAAUUAUUUUUAAGUAUUAA
Pristis pectinata (smalltooth sawfish) is the source of this 4373-nucleotide messenger RNA. It is a transcript of the gene tfr2, whose product is annotated as transferrin receptor 2. Bases 111 to 2483 code for a protein of 790 amino acids. NCBI's taxonomy places the organism in Eukaryota, Metazoa, Chordata, Chondrichthyes, Rhinopristiformes, Pristidae. The record is from RefSeq and is a predicted model, not a curated record. The transcript has 19 exons. Gene Ontology annotation, cellular component: external side of plasma membrane. Gene Ontology annotation, biological process: endocytic iron import into cell.